ACUAUUGUUCUUCGUUGCUCCGAUGGCUUCCACGCAUGGAACAUAAAGACAGGGAUGAAGCUAAGUCUUCAGGGACCUUCUGGGCUUGUUUGUUCCAUGACUAUCAAGGAUGUGAUGAUGUUUGCUGGCACGGCGGACGGGCGCAUCAAGGCUUGGAAAUUUCCUGCUAAGGACAUCAACUCGGAACAGGUGGCAAUCCUCGCUGGCCAUGACCGUCAUGUGAUUUCACUUGCUGUCUCAACAACAAGGCUUUACUCUGGCUCACUUGACAAGACAAUCAGAGUAUGGGACCUUAAAAAUCUUCAGUGUGUCCAAACACUCUCUGAGCAUAAGGCUGCUGUUACUUCUGAGCUUUGUUGGGGUCAGAAGUUACUUUCUUGCUCUCUGGACAAGACUGUAAAGGUCUGGGUUGCUUCAGAAUCUGGAGACCUUCAACUCAUGCAUACCCACUCUGAGGAGCAUGAAAUCGUCGCAUGGGCCGGCCCAACUAUAGGGACCAGCUAUACUACGCUCUGCUCUCUAGAAAAUAAACAGCACGCCCAUUUGGCCAGCCCAUGGGCGGGUGCGUGUUUUUUAGUUUUUUUACUUAUUAUUUAUCAGUUCAUUUUUAUUUUCUCUAAUUCAAAUAAAUCAAAAAAACAAUUCGAUUCCUUUUCUGCACGUUACAUGGCUGCCACCUCCCAAGUAACUAUGAUGCGCCUCAGACCGGCAAUUGCCCCCACUGUACCCUUACCUCCUGCAGCCAUCUUCUAA
Molecule: messenger RNA, 753 nt
Organism: Hordeum vulgare subsp. vulgare (domesticated barley)
Lineage: Eukaryota; Viridiplantae; Streptophyta; Magnoliopsida; Poales; Poaceae
Product: zinc finger CCCH domain-containing protein 17-like
Exons: 4
Molecular function (GO): protein binding
Source: RefSeq, a predicted model, not a curated record